Molecule: messenger RNA, 1245 nt
Organism: Parasteatoda tepidariorum (common house spider)
Lineage: Eukaryota; Metazoa; Arthropoda; Arachnida; Araneae; Theridiidae
Molecular function (GO): nucleic acid binding; zinc ion binding
Source: RefSeq, a predicted model, not a curated record
AUGGCUGAAGAUAGUACGGUGUUGAGUUCCGCACACCAAUGCAAAAACAGCGGAACAUUCUUAGCACCAUGUGAAUACGCUCGUUACUUUUUGAUGAAUCUGACAAACCCAAACGUACCUAAUACCUCAUUUACCCACGUAUCUCCAUUUCUGAUACAUAAGGCUCUUCUUUCCAUUCUGGGAGAAGUUGCCUCAGUAAAAAAGCUACGCUCUGGUGACCUCUUAGUUGAAGUCUCCUCUGCAAAACAGGCAACUAUUCUGUCAACAUGCACCACCAUGUGUUCAUUUAAUAUAACAGUAACACCUCAUAGAUCUUUAAACACCUCUCGUGGCGUCAUAUCAGAAACAGAAUUUAUAAAUGACACAGAAGACAUGAUAUUAGAUAACCUUCAAUCUCAAAACGUUACAUCUGUUAGAAGGAUUAAGAUUCGCAGGGAUGGUAAACUCAUCCCUACGAAGCACCUUAUCCUCACUUUUGCGUCUGCUAAAUUACCGACUGAAAUUAAAAUGGCUUGGAUUAACUGCCCGGUUCGGCCUUAUAUCCCAAAUCCUUUACGUUGUUACCAAUGUCAAAGGUUUGGGCAUUCGAAAACAUCUUGCCGAGGUCGACCGGUGUGUGCCCAUUGCUCUAGUACAGAGCAUGAAGACACUUCUUGCGAGCUGCCACCUCUUUGUGUCAACUGCAAGGGUGAUCACGCAGCUUACGCCAGAAGUUGUCCAAAAUGGUCACAAGAAAAGGAAAUUCAGUCAAUUAAAGUAUUACAAAACUUAACAUUCAACGAAGCUCGCAGAAUAGUUACGGCCCGCACUCCCCGUCCGGGUGUGUCCUAUUCAGCAGCAGCUAAAACUUCAUAUCGCACAGUAAGUACGCAGACAGAUUCCUCAAUAUCAUCUACCCCACAACAAACAAAACAAAAUCCAAAAUUUAAUUUUACCGGACCAUCUACCUCUCACAGAUCUGUAUCCAAAUCUCCACCUCCAAAAACAUCUCGAAUGACAUCCCCAGAAAAGCCUCGUCCUGCUUUAAAGCAGCGUCCGAAUAUAAAGUUGCCACCUAGCCUAAAACCAGGUAUUCCUAAAAAGAAUAAAGACCCAAAAUUCAUACAAAUCGCUAAAAAGUCCACUUCAGAUAUCUUGCAGAAGAUGGACACAGAAAUAACACUACAUCCAUCGGAUGACGAAUCGGUUUUCGACGACCCACCGAUGGAUGUUACGUCUAAAUCAAAAUUUAAAUCCAAAAGUUAA